AUGUCAAUAGCUAUGCUUUGGGGACUAAACUCUCCAAUUGAUACUGACACAUUGUCUCAUAGGCAAGUGGCAGCAGUCCUUCCCUUUACAAAGAUUGCUGGUGACGAGGGCCCCCAUGCUGUGCAGAUUGCCUGGUGCUGUGCUGCAGGCAGAGUGUCUGACUGUCAGUGCCUGGGCCUCUCAGAAGUGCAGCAGGACUUGGGUGCUGCUAACCUGGGGAACAGCACAAAGACAAGAGUGGAAGAACUGCACAUCCUCUUCCCCACAAGCUCCAAGGCCUCAGCUGUGGCAAGACAUGUGGGAGGGUUUGGUAUGACCACCCCAGCCACCGUUGGAGGCAAAAUUUUUCUGAUAUUUUACGGCCUUAUAGGAUGUGCAGGGACCAUUUUGUUCUUUAACCUGUUCCUGGAGCGCUUGAUCACGGUCAUAGCUUACGUGAUGAAGUCCUGCCACGAGAGACAGCUGAGGAGGAAAGGGGUUCUCCCUCACAACGGCCGCCGGGGCUCGGGGAGCUCCGAGGUGGACAGCCUGGCGGGCUGGAAGCCCUCUGUGUACUAUGUAAUGCUGAUUUUAUGUGUAGCAUCCCUCAUCAUUUCCUGCUGUGCCUCUGCAAUGUACACACCAAUUGAAGGGUGGAGUUACUUUGACUCACUUUACUUCUGCUUUGUGGCCUUCAGCACCAUUGGUUUUGGUGAUCUGGUCAGUAGCCAGAACGUCAGGUAUGAGAGCCAGGGCCUUUACCGCUUUGGCAACUUUGUCUUCAUACUCAUGGGGGUGUGCUGCAUCUAUUCCUUAUUUAAUGUGAUCUCUAUAGUCAUCAAGCAGUCCAUAAACUGGAUAUUAAAGAAAUUGGCCUGCAAGUGCUGCCACAGGUGCCAAAGAAGAUUAUUUCGUUCACGGAGGAACGUGGUGAUGCCGGGAAAUGUGCGCAGCCGGAGGAACAUCUCCAUCGAGACCGACGGUGUCAACGAGAGCGACACGGACGGACGCCGUCUGUCAGGGGAGAUGAUCUCCAUGAAAGACUUCCUGGCCUCCAAUAAAGUCUCAUUGGCUAUCAUGCAGAAACAGCUGUCAGAAACUGCUAAUGGGUAUCCAAGGCAAAUGAGCUCUAACUCGAAGCAAAACGGAUUCUCUGGUGGGGUUGGAGCCCUGGCAAUUAUGAAUAACAGACUGGCAGAGACAAGUGUGGAUAGGUGAAAUAAUGACAGUAAUAGCAAUGAAACAGUGUGAACCAUUUCAACAGGUAUUGAAACAACGUGAAUCAAGUGAAAUAGCUAGGGAGAGAGCACCACCUCAGGGUGGGAUCAUGUGGAGAGCAUACCUCCUGAUGGAAGACCUCUUGACUUUUUUGGGGGCUAUCACUUAAUGUUUUUGCAUUGUACCAGUCCCAGCUCCUCAAGCAGGUUACUGCAGGAGGAUUUUAAUUUAGCCUUCAGAUAAAAUUUCUAUGUCCUGUUCUUCUCCAUUAUGUGACAUACAGAUUUCAGGAUAAGAAAUCUGUGAGACGAGAAGAAACAAAGUGUGUCUACUGAACACAUUCUCAAUUCAGAGAUUGUUUAGAGCUGUCUGUCUUACUCUCAUCAUGCCUGUUUCCUGGAAGUGACUUAUCUGAGACCAAAAGAUGAAUCAGCCUUUGUGAUAUUGCAGAUCUAAUUUAAUGGAAAAUAGUAUGAAAGUUGGUAGGUAUAUUCUGGAGCUGUUGUAGUGUGAAUGGGGAGAGAAUUUUGCCUUUAAAAUUUAUUUAGUCUUUCCUAUAAUAGGAUACUGUCAAAAGUGAUAGAAUAAAAACUUAUCCUACUUUUAUUUUCUUCAUUUUCAAAACAUGGUUCUUUUCCAAGGAUACUUUUUCUUCUAGAGUUGAAUCACUGUGGCUUUCUGCUUCAAAAAUGUCAGAUUAAAUUGAAAAUUGACAUGAUGAUGAGUGGUAUGAAUUAUUCUACAACAGCAAUCAAGGAUUUUCCAAAUUUCUGUUCAUAUUUGCCUCAAUUGUGACUGAAGCACAGCAUCUGUAAUGCAACUAGUAACUGAGUUUACACAACAGGCAUUAGUAUGCAAUUAGAUUGCUACGCCAGCAUCCAGAGUGUUAUUAUAAAUGACUGUGAUCACAGAAUCACUUUGGCAGUGUCCUUUUUCUCUUUCAUGUAACUCUGUCAUUCUUCAUCUGUUUCCCUGGCUUUCAGUGAUAAUAAUGACAGUGUCUUGAUUAGGGAAAUAGAAAAUGUUUUAAUUCCUUGUUUUUUCUCAAUGAAACGCUCUGAGUGCUCAUUAUGACUAGAAAGGAAAUUUCAAUGAGAAGAACAAUAACAGUGAGAAGAUCAUGAAAACAGGAAAAGAAGUGAUCUUAAAUGACAAUGAAAUCAUCCUUUGUAUUAGGUAGCUAGAGAAAUAAUGAAUUAAAUUAACAUAAAAUCUAGCAAGAAUUUAAGGAAGACUGGGCUGAAUUCCUGGUUCUUCUUUCAAUUUGCAACACAUUAAAGCUAAACAAUAUACAAGAGUGUAAAUAAGCAGAACUGGUCACAAAGGACCCCGUCCCCUGGAAAGAGUAGUAUAUGCAUCAGGACUAAAUGUUUUCUCAUAGCUGGAAAGCCUUUCAGAAUACUGCAAUAUUAGGAAAUUUAGAACAUCAUUAUGUGGUUCUCUCAUACAGAACAAUGCAGAUUGCCUUUUCAGUCUAAUUUGUGUUAGGAGUUAAUUCUUUUUCUUCAUUCUGGCCUAAAGUUCUUUCACUUAGGUUUCUAAUAUUGUAGAAUAACAUUUUUAUACUAAUUUUAUCAAUAUUUGAAUUUGAAAACAAAAGCUUGGAAUCCUUUAAUAUAAUAAGCUACCCAAGAUAUUCAGCAAAUGUACUUAACUAGUGAAAAAAUCGCAAGCUCUUUUAACGUUAUUAGGGGUAAAAUUCCUGAUUUAAGUCAAAUCCUGCUGUUCUUAAUUACAAGGAAAGCUUCAAAUUGAAGUCCAAAUUCUGAUAUCUGUCAGCUAAUCUGUGCAGCAAUGGAAUAGUUUUUAACAGUGUCCUUUCACAUUUGCAUCCAUGUAAAAUCUGAAUCAGCUUCCAAACCUAACUUUUGUGAGAAAUGCAGUUUUGUUUGGUUUUUUGGAGGGGAGUAUGUUUUAGCAAAAAUUGCUACUGAGCUAUUUAAGAUGAAAUUAUAAUACCCAAGAUUCAUUACACUGUUCAACUUUUUUUUUUUUAAAUCUCAAGGCCUUCUUUGUCUUAAUCUCAUUGAAUAAAAAUACUUGGCUAUAAAGCAGAGAAGUACUACUCUGUAUCCUUCUUUCCAAAUUCAUUCAGAAACAUAUCUGUUCAUUUCCUGUAAGCCUAAGAUCUCAUUGUUAUUGAUGUAUUUCUCUGCCAACUAGCAGAAAUAGUAUAGGAUUUAACCUAUACUAUUGCUUCAGCAACUAUUAAGAGGAUCUUCAGAUGGUUUCAAGACAUGAGACAGUUGUGUGGCUCUGUUCCAUUCUUUCUGGUAACCAAUGCUGGUUUCUCAUCACCACAAAGGAAUCUUUGUCAGCUAUUUUCAAUAAGUCUGAACACAUCUAUGGUUAUAAAAGCAAGGGACUAAUACAUAAUCUUUACUCAAGAGACUUGGCAAGGCUGUGGGGGAUCUUUGGUGUACACUAGCUCUGUUUUCAUUGAUCAGCCCUGACCUGCUCACUCAGACAGGUCAGCCCUGCCAGGUGCAAGAUCUCUGCACUGGUUUUGUGGUUGGAUGUCAUGUCCACUGAAGAUAACGAGGGAAUAGCUGCAAUAAUCAUCUCUAUACAGAUGUCAAUUGUCAGAGAUGAAGGACCAGCACAUUCUAUCCCUGUGCCAUCUUGUACCAUGACAUCAUCCUGUCCCUAAGAAACCUCUCACUUUGUCAUUGAGUUCCCCUUAUGGCAGCCACACUUAGCAUUGAAUGAGGUAACUUUGCCAAGGAGACUGUAGAAUUCUUAGAGAAUAUCUCUGGAUAAAUAAGACUUUUAAGAUCAGAGAGAGAGAUUUCUGACUACAGUCCCAUGGUAUUACAGUUCUUUUAGUAAAGGCCUUGAAGAGAGAAAUCCCCAAAAUCUCUGAUUAUAAUGAGCUAUAAUAUUAUAUUUUAAUAUCAAGAUAUUAAAUUUGCAAAACAAGUGGAGAUACAGAUGUACACAUACAAAAAAAAAAGCAGGAUUUAAUGCAGGGAUGAAAAAUGCCCAUCCUGUGUGAAAAUAAAUUACAAUAAAAAUAUGAAUAACAUCACAUUUAUUUCAUUGCUUUUUAAAGUAGUGAUUGAGGAAUUAAAGGAAAUAGUCAGGAAUCUAUUUUCAAAGCUGUGCAAAUUUUGAUGCCAUAUUGCUUAACACUAAAAUCUCAGUCAAUAAGACAGAAAUCUGUUUUCAAAAGUACUGAGUUUCUCUGUUACUUGCCAUGAAUUUUCAUGGUGGCUAUUGAGAUAUAGGGAUGAGGUUUUUAAGGCAAAAAUGACUGGGGGAAAAUCUUGAAUACAUUGAGAUUCUGCAUCUGCACUUUAAAAGAUCAGGAGUACCACUAAAACCAGUGGGUUAAACUACAGGUCGCGGCCUGCCAGGCUGAAACUGAAAGUCCUUAAUGGAAUAAUCUGCUGAAAUAUAACCUUAUCAUUAUGCCACUACUUAAUAAUAUCAUUAUUGAACACUAUAAUUUUUUUACAUUGAAAGGAAAUAUUUAGUGCUAACCAAAAUACAAUCAAAUAAAAGUAGGAGUGGCUCUGAGGGUUUUCUGUCUUGUUUAGGUUUUGUAAAAUGUGUGCAUCAGGCACUUUGCUGAUAGGUGGGUGUGAAAGCAGUUACAUUCAUUUAUGUCCAUGAAGGACAUGGGCUGCUUUUUGCAAGGACAUGGAUAGACUCUUCAACGGCAUUUAAGUCCUGCUGGAAGUCAAUUAACUUCCCAUCACACAGCAACUUUCAGUAGAAGUCAGGUUCCUGAUUCCCUUAGGCAAUUUCAGGACCCCAACCAUGUAUUAGGUUUUGAAUCUAAGAUGACCUGACAGUAUCCCUGGAAAGUUCAAAGUGUUGGAGCAAAGUUUCAGUGCUGCAGCACUCUAAUAGCUGAAUUAAUUUAUCUAAAAGCAUUUUAUGGUGAAAGCUUUGCAUCAACCAAAUAACACAAACAAUGUUUACAUUUUGUUUGAUUUACUCUUGGCCUCUGUCAGUUUUAAUUAUAUUUGACACAUUUACAAAUUGAAGAACAAAGAGAAGGUUGGGCUAGGCAUAAAAAAUAAAGCAGCUUCAUUUCUCUGACUGAAUUGAUCAAGAGAAAGAGGUUAGGUUGGGAAAAGAGCUUCUUGAUUAAUAUUAUAUUUGAAUAAACUUUAUCUGGAGGUGGAGGAUAUUAAGUUGUUUGGAUGACUCUUCUCCAACAGCUGUGAAAGUGGAACUCUUUGUGUGACCCCCCCUGAUAUCCCUAGUCUGGGAACAGAAGCUGAGUGAGCCUUAGCUUAGAGAAGGGUCAGCAUUUCCAAGCAAUACAGCUGGAAUCUUCUGUUGUUUUAAUUUAGGCUACUAACACUGGGCUAACACAGCGCUUUCUUAGAUCCUUCAAGAAAUAGUACAGUUAUUUUAUCUAAUUUCAUGUACAAGCUGUGGAGAAUCACCAAGUGUUUUCUUUCCCCUGGGCAGAAAAUACUGCCAAAUACACAAGUACAAUGUGUCUGUUUGAGAAUUUUCACAGUACUUUUAUGCUUAAUCCAGGAAAGAAGAACAUAAUCCCUUCCCUACUCCUUAUUUUCCAAACAUCUAUGGGCAUUGGCAAUAAUAUCUACUCAAUAUUCUGCUUAUUACUAAAAGGUCACAUUUCACUAGGAAAAUGAAAGCCAUUGUUCAUCAAGGUGAACCAACAUAGUCUUAUUUCUUAUUAGAUUUAAGAGAAAUUGUGAUCACAAAGAAGGACUCUUCAUAUCCAAGUAGUCAGAAGCUUUUUGAUAUAGCUUGUGUUUAUAGAGCUGUUUUAUGUAAAACCACACAAAACCCACAUGACUGCAGACUUAUAAGAGCAUAAAUAAGUCUAAGAACAAACUUAUAGAAAAAAUACACUAUGUUAUAUUUUGAUUUUUUAGUUUCAUUCUAAUAUAUGUCUUCAGUUUUCAUUAUUUUUAAUUAUUUGUGAUAAUAGAAUAAAUUUAAAUUUGCAAAGAUUUUGGGAGGCACAAUAGUGAGAUAUGUUUUAAAUGAAAUAUUAUUCUCCACAGGCUGUCUAGCUUUCUAUAAAGGGGAAGCUUGAUGAAAGGCAGAAUCAACUCUUUCCAAGCAAGGGUGCAAUUUCUGGACUCAUAUGGAUUUCCUAUUAGGUACAUACAGAAGCUCCCAGUAGGGCAAGAUGGCUUUGUUUUCACAAAUGUUAUCUUUCAAAAUGCUUUUCAAAGUUAUUCCUCCUUUUAAAGCCAUAGAACACUGUCAGUGUUUUCUGUUUGUCUUAUCUGAGAAAAUUUAACCUUGCUUUUUUCAUAUCUUUAGAAGAAAAAGAUGCACAUGAAGAAAAAUGAAAAUGACUUUACAUAAUCUUUACGUGUAUUGCUUGGAGCUGCAGAAAUCCUCCUCUUUAUCCUAACUCAAGUUUACAUCAGAGUAAUUUCUCCAACUCACCAAAGAGGUUUGGUCUUAUUAGCCAGUAGCCACAGCUCAAAUGAAAGCACUUUAGAGUUGCAUUUGUUUCUCUGUUUAAAUGAGGCAAUGAGCUGAUGGUCUGAGCAGUGGGUGCUGUUCUAAGUUUGUUAGCAUUCAAAAGGCUGGACUCACCAUUGUUCUCAUCUCUGCAAUGGUCAGGGAGACUCUGAGUAGUGUCCAGAAGAGUCCUUAGUGCUGCAGUAGCAGCAAUUGCUGGCCAUGAACCUCUGGGUGUCCUGCUGUCUGAACUUAGUGCCCAGGGCCAGAACUAGACAGACAGAAUGCUGUCCAGAACACCAUUUCAGAGAUGCACAGAAUAAUCUGCUAUGGAAGAUGCCUCUGGAUGCCAUCCUGUCACCCCUUUCCAAAGCAGGCCUAGCUAGUUCCUGCCCAUCUGUAGCAUUUGCUGGGUGAUACUUCUUCAGCACUCUGUUCACAGUCAGUGUACACUCAGUGUACUGACUGAACAACACCCUGCCAAGAGAAAGUGACAGACCUUCCUCUGCACCAUUACAUUUGGGCAAAUACUUAGCUCUAAGUUAAACAAAUUUCUUUGUAAAUAGCACCCAGACUGCUGCUUUUCUCAGCCUCAUAAGCAGCAGAUGGGUAUUUUGAUCCCUAGGUAUCAUUAUUGUUGGCAGUCCUAUUUGAGAUGGCAGGGCCUGAGAAGGUCAGUCUGUCUGCAAUAGGCUCCUAGGCAGGAUCCUAUUGGCAAUCCAUGGCACUUUAGCUCUACACAUUGCAUUUGGCUGGACUCAAGAAUGGAUUCUGCUCUGCUGAAAUCAAUGGAGACUUUGCUUCUGGAUUCUUUAUCUGGCAUUUUUCACAAGUAUUAAUUUCACUUUACAAAAUAAUCCAAAGAAAUGUGACUAGCCUUUUGCUUUGCUGUUACCAUCAGCUGUGCAAAUACUAAUUUACUCAUGCAGUGCUGUGUUCUGCAAUAAGUUAUUGCCCAGGAACCUUUUUUUGGUCUACAAAAUAAUCAUCUACUUCUAAAGAAGACCAAUUUAAAAUUGAAAGUACCUAGAUUAUUAUUUCUAAGAAUUGUUUGGUAGUCAUUCAUUUCAUCAGCUGAAAAAACUCUAACAAAUAACACAUUUUCCAUGAAAAUUCCUGCAGUUUUGCAAGGGUAAAGAAAGGGAGAGUUGCUUUAUGCUGACUGCUUGUGUCAUCUUGUUCUUUCCCUCAGCUUUCUGUUCUCAGCCCUCACCAGCAGAGUGACCUUUCUCCCUCUUUUUUUUUUUCUUUACAUUUACUUUUUUUCUUAGUUCAUCAAAUUCUUCUGUUAGCCAAAUAUACCAUGGUAUAUGUACCACACAAAGCAAGUCAGGAGGAAAAGCAAGUGAGGCACAGAGAGUUCUGAAUGCCCCAUCAGCUGAGAAGGUGUCAAACAGAGCUUACACCUCCUCAGAUUGCAGCAUAGAUGCAAAGGGUAAACAACAAGUGUUGUGAUAUUUUAGCAUCUCUGAAAAAAAAAUCCCUUUAAUCUGCCAGGAUUUAAACUUCUUUGUUCACGGUUCUAUCCUUGCCUUUCACUCUUAUACCUUCUUUGAAUUCCUAAGGCUUUAAGGCCCUGUGCAUGAA
Zonotrichia albicollis (white-throated sparrow) is the source of this 8190-nucleotide messenger RNA. The record is from RefSeq and is a predicted model, not a curated record. Lineage: Eukaryota; Metazoa; Chordata; Aves; Passeriformes; Passerellidae.